Messenger RNA from Dentiscutata erythropus, 395 nucleotides. Lineage: Eukaryota; Fungi; Glomeromycota; Glomeromycetes; Diversisporales; Gigasporaceae. The record is from the annotation of a GenBank genome assembly.
AUGAAUAAACGUACCCAAUCUGCUUUAACUCUUAAUAAAAAAACAAUGGUUGUUUCAGUUUAUAACUAUUUUAAUAAAAACAACCAAAUUAUUAGCAAUAAUAUAAAAAAUUUCAAAAUUCAUAAUGAAGUUGCUAUAGCUACUGGAGUUGGUACAGCUACAGUUGCAAGAAUUAUAACAGAAUAUAAAAAAACUAAAACUAUUACUGCAUCAAAACAAGGAAAACGACCUUUGAAAAAAAUUGACUCAAUAGAAAUUGCAAAAAAAUAUAAUCAUCAAGGAAUUGUAAAAAAUAAUAUAGUAUAUGAAAAAUCAUCAUUAAAUACACUUCAACUUAGAAAUAGAUUAUUAGAAUUAUUUUCAUUAGAAAUUAAUUCUGAUAAUAUUGUUAAAAG